UCUCUCUCUCUCCCACACACACGCAUGCACGCACAUUCUUCACACGCACGCGCGCGCGCGCUCACAAACACACGCACAGAUCACAGGAGUAUUCUGGGCUCUGUUUCUUGUUCUCCAGAUUAACCCGAAGCACAUGAUGCUGGAGCUCGUGAUUCUCUCUCAGCUCAGAGUCAUGAAAGCCUCUCUCUCUUCUGUCCUUCUCCUGCUGUUCUCCUGCAGAGCUCCAUCAUGGCUUCUCCGCGUCUGGAGACCUUCUGCUGUCCGAACCGUGACCCGGCCACGGAGUUCAUCACCGGCUUCCAGCCGCAGCUCUUCAGCGGGAUCAGCUCGUGCAGCGCCGCUCUGAGCCUCGCCUUCACCGGCCUCCAGCUGCUGCCCAAACACCGGCCCUUCAGACACGGAGCUCCGCACAAACCCGCCUCCUCGCUCCGGAUCCUCUUCAUCAUCAGCGUCUGCGACCUGCUGGCCUGCGCAGGGAUGGUGGUCCGCUCCGGGGUCUGGCUGGGUUCUCCGGGUCUGAUCAGCAGGAUCUCGGCUGGGAACAGCUCUGAUGUUUGGCCGCAGGUGUUCUGUGUCGGAGGAGCGAUGUGGAUCCAGCUGUUCUUCAGCGCCUCGUUCUGGUGGACCUUCUGUUACGCGGUGGACGUGUUUCUGGUGGUGAAGCGCUCGGCGGGCAUCAGUACGAUCGUCCUGUAUCACAUGAUCACGUGGGGUCUGACGCUGCUGCUGUGUGUGGAGGGAGUCGCCAUGCUGUACUACCCCUCCAUCUCCAGCUGUGAGAACGGCCUUCAGCACGCCAUUCCUCACUACAUCACCACAUACGCUCCCAUGCUGCUGGUGCUCCUCGUCAACCCUCUGCUCUUCACACGCACCGUGUCUGCUGUGACGUCGCUGCUGAAGGGUCAACAGGGAAUCUACACCGAGAACGAGAGACGACUUGGAUCCGAGAUCAAAAUACGCUUCUUUAAGAUCAUGCUGGUCUUCGUGGUUUGCUGGCUGCCCAACAUCAUCAACGAGGGUCUGCUGUUUUAUCUGGAGAUGCAGGACGAUGUUUCAGCCGGCGAUCUGAAGAACGUCCGUAACGCCGCGCUCAUCACGUGGUUCAUAAUGGGAAUCCUGAACCCCAUGCACGGGUUUCUCAACACGCUGGCGUUUCACGGCUGGACGGGGCUGAACGUGGACUUCAGCCAGCAGAGACGGCGCGAGCUGCCCUGGGACUCGGCCUCCACAUCGCUGGCGGGUGGAUAUACACCCGUCGCCGGAUCAACACUGCUCUACCAAAGCCACGUGCAGGAGAUCAAGAAGAACCUGAGUGCUAACGGACAGCAGCAGCCCUCAGACGCCAUCAGUGUCCUGUCUGAAGAUUCAGAGUCUAGUACAGUAGAAAUCCACAUAUCCAGUGAGCAGCGAGAGUUUGAGGAUGUAAAGCCAAACGGAGCAUCACUGGGGAUUUCUACGGGCUGAACGUCCCGCCGGCCUCAAACACGCUCUCUCUUCUGAUUCACAAAGACAAAACCAGUCUUCAUGCAUUUGUACAAUCAAUCAAUCAAUCCUGUCUCCUUGCCUGUUUGUGCUGUUGAAGGUUUCUCUGAAACAUCACAUAAUUCAGUACGAAACUUUGAUUUGAAUCAAAUAUAACAAUUUUUGUCAUUUACCAAAGGUACACACUGUAAAAAUGCAUGAUUAUAGAGCACAUAGAGAUUGUGUAGACAUAGCUGUUGCUGCUUGCUUUACUCAUUUUAUACUUCAUU
Molecule: messenger RNA, 1751 nt
Organism: Carassius carassius (crucian carp)
Lineage: Eukaryota; Metazoa; Chordata; Actinopteri; Cypriniformes; Cyprinidae
Gene: gpr143
Product: G protein-coupled receptor 143
Exons: 9
Coding region: 229-1464 (411 amino acids)
Biological process (GO): melanosome organization; G protein-coupled receptor signaling pathway; cell surface receptor signaling pathway
Cellular component (GO): plasma membrane; melanosome membrane
Molecular function (GO): L-tyrosine binding; L-DOPA receptor activity; L-DOPA binding
Source: RefSeq, a predicted model, not a curated record